UUCUCCCUCUGAGCUCCAGCCGCGUACAUCCUGCUUUGCUGACUGUGUGCUUACAGCGUCAAAGGGUGGACGUGAUAUUUCAAACAUCAGAUCAGUGCGUUUAUAUAUUGGGUGCCCGGAAAUUUUUCCAAAUAAACACAGCUUGAUUCGACUUGGGUGGGCAGACUUAUCAACAGACUAAUGCUAUAAACAAAUGAAGGACAAACCCGGCGAACCAUUGGCUGGUACCAGAGAGACACGUGGAUGGAGCUUGGAGUUGUGUAGCAAUGAUAUUUUAAUUAAUGUGGGUGGGCUGAGCACACAAACGACUGUUUAUCGGAGACAAUUUAUUUUCCAGUGCUAAGUCAACAUAUAAGAGCAAACUUACAACAAUUAUUUAACUUUUUUUUUUCUUAAAAAAAAAGAGCGAUGAAGCUGGGACAGAGGGAGAACAAACUCGUCGAGGCAGGGUUGGGGUCUGAGCUCACACAAAUAGGUCCCCGGUGGACUCUUGGAGGGUUUCUUCCUUGUCCUUUCCCGUCUCUGAUCUGUCAGGGGAAAGAUCCGGAGCUAAAACCACAUCCGCGAUGAGCCAUAUUUUCAGCAGCCAUCUACCUCCAAUGAGCAGCCCGCUAAAUGGCUCCUCCAUGGUCUAUCUGUACGGGGCAGACAGGGCUGGGCUGCCUGCUGCUUUAAGCUUCGCCUCCACUAGCGUGAUCUCCAGGCAGGAACCUCCCCAGAAGCCUCCUUACAGCUACAUCGCUCUUAUUGCCAUGGCCAUCAAGCAGGCUCCAGACCAGAAGGUGACACUCAACGGCAUCUACCAGUUCAUCAUGGAGCGGUUCCCUUUCUACCACGACAACAGGCAAGGCUGGCAGAACUCCAUCCGGCACAAUCUCUCCCUCAACGACUGCUUCAUCAAGGUGCCCCGGGAGAAAGGCAGACCUGGCAAAGGCAGCUACUGGACCUUAGACCCCAGGUGCCUGGAUAUGUUUGAAAACGGGAACUACCGGCGGAGGAAAAGGAAGCCCAAAGCCUCGGGGUCCCAGGAGACGAGGGGCAAGGCAGAGGCAGAGGAGGGGACGGAGCAACCCGCUGGCAGCCGAGCUGAUGUGCAACCGAGGAGAUUCCGGGGGAGCCAGGCUGCAUCCGCAGGAGAGGAGAACCUGGAGCCAGCCUGCGCCUCUAGGGAUGCAGGGGCCCCAGCAGAGAACAAAGCGAGCUCUGGGAGAUGCAAUCUGGCAGCAGCAGGUCCUCCUCAGCCGAAGGUGCCCUCUGCCCCGUGGGGCCAUCCCCAUCCACCCAGGUGCGCAGCUCCUCAGGUCCCUGCGCCUGCCUCCAAGGAGGGAAGCGUUCCCAAGGGGGAAAGGGCGGAGAGCUCUUCGGAGGGAAAGGCAGAGGAGACGGUGCUGGCAGAGGCCAGGGCAUGUCAGCAUAUACCCACCUCUGGUGCACGCAUGCUCUGCCCAAGUGCCAAUCAGAGCCAGGUGGGCUUUGCAGCCGGGACAGAUCAAAUGCCUCCGAAAAGCUCGGAGAAGUCCAAAAGCUUCAGUAUAGACAGCAUCUUAGCUCAUAAAACCCUCCACAAGCCAGCCAAAGGGGACGCGCAGGCAGAGGGAGGCUGGGACCCGAGCGCCUCCAAGCUGGCUGUGGAGAGCCUGCCAGCUGGAUACAUCAGUGGGUCUCUGGCAGCUAAUGCUAGUAUCUGUCCAGCUUUCAGUGCUUCCCUGAUGCUCGAUUCCCAAGUUCAAGGUAGAUUUUAUCAGAUCGGGAUUCCCUUUCUGUCCUAUUUUCCUCUUCACUUGUCCGAGACGGUAUUUAAUUUUCAGUAACAACCCCCCCCCCCCGCAAUGCAAUUUGAUAUCCAAUUAUAUACACACACGGAAUUGGAUCGUAGAUAUAUAUUUAGAUAUAAAACCAAGAAUUAAUUACAUGGGUUAAGAAUAUUAGGAUUUUAGGACAUUUUCAACCGUUUCUUUCUCAGUAGAUUUCUUGACUGAUAUUUUUUCUUCCAAAUGUACUUUAAGGUAACUUUUUUUUACGUUGUCUGUACAAAAAGUAUUACAGAAGUUUUGCAUUAUGUUUUGCAGUACAGCAGCCUGAUGGUUUAUUCUUGCCACCCAUCAUGCUUUUAAGACCUGUUUUUGUCCAUCUGCUUUGCUUUCACAUUAAAAAACGACCCCCAUGCACCCCAAUUAAUCAUGUUUUUCCUGUG
This is a messenger RNA of Gopherus flavomarginatus (Mexican gopher tortoise), 2194 nucleotides long. RefSeq names its product forkhead box L1 (gene FOXL1). NCBI's taxonomy places the organism in Eukaryota, Metazoa, Chordata, Testudines, Testudinidae. Bases 567 to 1811 code for a protein of 414 amino acids. Gene Ontology annotation, biological process: regulation of transcription by RNA polymerase II; cell differentiation; anatomical structure morphogenesis. The transcript has a single exon. The record is from RefSeq and is a predicted model, not a curated record. Gene Ontology annotation, molecular function: RNA polymerase II cis-regulatory region sequence-specific DNA binding; DNA-binding transcription factor activity, RNA polymerase II-specific.